This is a messenger RNA of Camarhynchus parvulus, 798 nucleotides long. RefSeq names its product G-patch domain and ankyrin repeats 1 (gene GPANK1). The coding region runs from base 61 to 798 and encodes 245 amino acids. Lineage: Eukaryota; Metazoa; Chordata; Aves; Passeriformes; Thraupidae. The record is from RefSeq and is a predicted model, not a curated record. Gene Ontology annotation, molecular function: nucleic acid binding. The transcript is spliced from 2 exons.
ACCGAUCACAACUUCCGGUGGCGGCGGCAGGGACCGGGCAGGACCCUCCCGGUGCCCGCCAUGGCCCUGAUCGCUUUCCGCCGCGCCCGGGAGCCCGCGGGCCGCUGGAAGGACGGGCGGCUGCAACCGGAGCCGCCGCCGCCGCCGCCGCCCGAGGCCUCCGCGGCCUCCGCCGAUCCCGGGGCGGCCGCGCGGAGCUUCUACGAGAGUUUGUUCACCGAGAGCGGCGGCGCGGAGCCCGCCCGGGAGCCGCCCAGCCCCGCCCACUUCUGCCGCAGCUGCGGGGCCUCGUUCCGUGACCCCCCCGCCCGGCACCGCCGCUCCACCGCGCACCUGCUGGGCCUGGCCGCGGCCCGCGGUUCGGGUCCCGGUUCCGUUCCCGGUCCCGGUUCCGGUUCCGGUGCCUGCUCCGGGCCCGGGUACCGGCUGCUGCUGCGCGCGGGCUGGGCCGGGGGCGGGCUGGGCCCGGCGGGGCGGGGGCGGCUCCUCCCGGUGCCCACGGAGCUCAAACGGGACCGGGCCGGGCUGGGCUGGGCGCGGGGCCCGAACCGGAACCGGAACCGGGCGCGGAUCUCGCACUUCGGGCCCGGAGACACCGCGGCCGUGGCGGGGCCGGAGCGGGACCGGGAGCAGAACCGGGAGCAGAACCGGGCCCGGUUCGGUUCCGAGGCGGCGCAGCGGGGAUGGGAGAUCCGGGUGAGGCGGGAGUGGGAGCGGGAGGAGGCACCGGAGAGCCCCCUGAGGCACCUGAGAGCACCGGGACCCCCCCGGGACCCCGGGACCCCCGGGACCCCCUGA